Messenger RNA from Brachypodium distachyon (stiff brome), 3261 nucleotides. RefSeq names its product ice-structuring glycoprotein-like. The transcript is spliced from 5 exons. The coding region runs from base 416 to 1240 and encodes 274 amino acids. The record is from RefSeq and is a predicted model, not a curated record. NCBI's taxonomy places the organism in Eukaryota, Viridiplantae, Streptophyta, Magnoliopsida, Poales, Poaceae.
UUGCAGGAGGACACACCAACAGGUGCACAGAGUUAAAACUCAAAGGCAACCAUGGCAAUGUUACUGUUCAAUCUCUAGUGUAGGCACUCUUUCAACACAACUCACAGCUCAGUCAUGACUACCGUUCAAAACUGUUGUAUAUGGUCUCUAACUGACUCUAGUAACCAACGAAUCACGGUACGAAUGCUACAUUGUUCAUGUCUGAUUUUUCUUUGUCCUCUGAAUUUUGGACGGUGCUUGGAUUUGAAGCCUUUCUUUUUAUCUUGCUUAGAACGGCGUGGCCCAGCGGCUUCCUCUUCAUGCUUCUUAUCGAGCAAGAGCAAGGAGGCGAACGGCGUGACCGAGCGAGCGGCUUCCUCUUCUUGAGCCAGCCAGAUCAAAGGAGGAGGCGAAAGGCGUGUCCCGGCGGUUUCCGAUGCUGCGGCUGUUCUUGCUUGCGGCGCUGCUGCUGCUGCUCGCCGGCCGGAUGAAGCCGGCGUCGGCGCCGGUCAACCAUCUCGCGACGAGCGCCGCCGCCGCCGCUGCCUCGGAUGCCGGUGCCGCCGCCGCUGCUGUCCCCGUCUCUUUCGUCGCACGAGCGGCCGAAGAGACCAGCACGCUGCUCCUGCCCGCCGGCUGGAUGACGCCGGCGUCGGCGCCGAGCAAGAGCAACCAUCUCGCGACGAGAGCAGCUAAUGCGUCGGAUGCCGGUGCCGCCGUCGCCGCUGUCGGGACCGGCACGCUGCUGGUCGCCGGCCGGAUGACGCCGGCGUCGGCGCCGCGCAACCAUCUCGCGACGAGCGCCGCCGCUGUUGCCCCCGUCUUCUUCGCCGCAAGAGCUUCCGGAGCGGCGCUGCUGCUCGGUGGCCCGAUGACACCGGCAUCAGCCAAUCAUCUCGCGACACUGACGACCAACGCCGCUGCUCCGGAUGCCGUUGUCACCAUCUUCGACGUGAAAGCCGACACCACUGCGACCUCUACUCGAGCUCAAGUACCUGCUGGAGGGGCGCUGCUGCUCGGUGGCCGGAUGAUGCCGACGACCGCCGCCGAUGUGGGUGCUGGUGGCUCCAUCUUCGACGUCGUCGCACGAGCUGCUGGAGGGAUUAUUGGGUUGUUCGUAGCCAUAAACAUGAAGAUUAUCUCGAGGUGUUUCGGUCAGAUGUUAAGCAUCAUUCUUGCCGUUGUGUUUGUUGUCGUCUCCAAUCGUCACACAGACAAAAAGUCAGGAGCUAGAUGUCGAAGACAUACUGUUCGACGAUAAAUGGGGAGACGAAGCAUGCAACGUAUAUUUUGGUGAAGUACGUACUUCCCUAGGAUCAAAUACGGAAGAGUAUUCGUUGAAAGAGAAGAGUUUUCCGGUUCAGCCUCAUUUCAUAUUUACCAAACAAACUCCUGACGGCAAGAUGCCACCUAGGUGGAUUAAAGUGAGGGUGAAAGGUGAUUCUGGAAAGUACGCGUUCUUAUUGUUUAGGGCGGAUACAGGUUACCUGCUAGUUUUCAUAAAUGAAAUGGGAGCAUAUUGCACAAAACAUUCCCUGAUCCCUGGCUGCGUAAUAUUGCCCUUCAAGGAGACUUAUCAUGGUCUCUUCAAUCAGAAAAAAAAUGGACUAAUAUUGAUCCAUUUCUCGGAACAGUACGUCUAGGAAGGUCAGCGGCCCGAACUGCAGCGAGUCUACUAGCAGACUAUGAACAUGAUCCAGCCUCAACGGUGGAAUCUUUGGAACCUAUCAGGAAAGCAAUGCUUGUAUUUGAGUUGGUGACAUCCGAAGCCGUGAGAUUUAAGCCUAUUAGGGAUAAAUGCAAAUCUUCUUGGAUAACAGGAGGGUUUCUCUCAGCAGAAGAGUAUGAAUUAGUUUUUCAGUGGCAAAAUUUGUCGAUACUUCGGUGUCGUGAGGAUGAUUUGGAGUAUGAGGAUACAACAUGGAGCUGGGCUAAACUCGGAAUAAAGAGCCUAGCUGAAAUCGGUGCAAUACUUGAUAUUGUGAAGAAUGAGAAUGGUUGCGAAGACAAGAGGAAGGAAAUAAAGAGUCCUUAGGAGAAGUAAAUUAGAAUCUCUAUCUAUUAUUGUAUUUCGAAAGAGUUUAUAGAAAUAAUUAACCGAACAAGCAAGUAAAAGGAAAAACUUUGUCCGAGUAACCUAGCAUGUCUGAAAUUUUUUUCUCUCUUUAUACGGUGCGACGGCAUAUCUGUCAAAUGUUUCCGGCGUUCUUCCUAGUGCAUAUGUGUGACACAUUUGUAAGGUAGUUUGUUUAGAAGGCUUACAGGCUAGCAGCAUAGAUGGUGGGUCAGCCGGUGUGGGUUCAAACCCUCACUGCUUAAUUAAGUCAAGUACCUAAUUCGCUCCUAGGUAUCCAUUCUUCAGGUUGCUCAAUUUUCACCGUCGCUACUUAGAUCUGUUAAUGUGCACCUAUUGAUUGGUUGCUUGCACCUAUUGAUUUGUCCAGAGACUAUGAUUCAUGAUAAAACCAAUAUGAAUCCCAGUUUAGAAAUCUCAAAUACAUCUCAUAGGUUGAUUGCGUCUGAUUCUAAUGCAACUCUGUGUCACUCGGACAAGGAUCAUGGUCUUGUAACACCAGAUACUUUUGCUGUGAAAAAUCCACACAGUUUUUUUUUUGAGGACUCCAGGCAGGGAUUUUACUUAACGCAAUGCCCAUCAUGGUUCAUGGACAUUUGACUUUAGUCAUUCAGAACCAAACGACGGAUGACUUGAAAGAAAAUCUGAAUCACAGUCUGCUGUAGAAGUUAGAGCCAGGGGACAUCCAACUGUCAUAGCACAACCAUCUGUGGAAAUUUACAACAGGAAUGGAGUUGCACAGAGGGGUCCUCGUAUAGCAAAUGUUGUGCAUCGGUUCAAAAGCUCUGUUGAACCUCUGGAAAUUGGCCUUGUGUUAUCAGGGAGGAGCCAGGUUGUGGUCUUCAAGUCAAGCAAUUUCGCGAAAGGGUUUAGGAGCAGACAGCAGAGUAAAAUACUUCAGCAUUGUGGAUCCAAGUCAAAUGGCAUACUGCGUGUCUAAAAUAUUGGACGCUGGGUUGCAGGGACAUCUGUUUAUGGUAAAAUACAGUUUUGUGCCUACUAUAUAUACCUCUGUUUCAGCAUCUUGAUCAAUUACUAGCUGGGUAGGCGUGCUUUGCCGCGCCGUCCAUAAAAACUGAAGCGAUUAGUGGACAAUUUUUUUUUCUCUUCCUCUUCUGAUAUCCAUGGCUGUGCGCACGCAAGCCAAAACGGCGACACCUUAAUACUUUUUUCUUAUUAUUGUGCAGACCUUGUCAUUUUGUGUAACA